GCGCGGAGAGCGCUCGACGACCCGGAGGGCGCGCCGGCAGACGCCCCACUGCACGGGGACCUGACGAGGCACAAAUUCUUCGAGGCCAGGGGCAUGGACAUCGUCGGAGGAGGCGGCUGCCUCGCGAGGCGGACCGAGUACGCCUCGUGGGCGCUGGUGAACUGCGCCAUGAGCGGCACGGGCGAGUUCGCGCGG
This is a messenger RNA of Prorocentrum cordatum, 195 nucleotides long. The record is from the annotation of a GenBank genome assembly. NCBI's taxonomy places the organism in Eukaryota, Dinophyceae, Prorocentrales, Prorocentraceae.